AUGUAUACUAGAAGAAAAAGAAUAAAACAACUUGACGUUGUUUAUGACAGUAUUACAAGGGAUGAUAUUCCAAAGAGAGGAUAUUAUUCUGAAUUGGUAUCUGUUUUAACUAAUGAAGAUCCUUCGCAAGCAGUCGCUUCUCAGCAACGUAUGAAAUUAAUAUUAAGAGCCAAGACAGAUAGCCUAGCGCCUAACUUACUGUCACUGCCGAAGCCACAAAAGCCAACAGUUUUGCUACCUCCAGGACGCUGGACAACUUAUAAGGAAGAUGAUAGCAUUCAAUUCCCCUUUGAAACAUUUGUGCCAAAACUUCAGUUCCUUAGUAUUGUCAUGCCUAAGGAACUUCCAAGAUUAGUCAAGAUCGAGCGGCUACGUAGGAAAUUCCUAGCUGCUAACAUAAAGAAAACUAUACGUGGUCUAGAUAUAGAGCCAUACUUAUUACUGCCAGUGGAAGAGUACAAGCUCAGUGAUCAAGAAUACUAUGCCAUUUAUAGCCCUUUUCCCAAAUUUAAUCUCGACAUCUUCGACAACACGGACUUCGACUGUCGUGUUCCUGAAGAAUGGAUGUCACUGGGUCUGAUUGAUGGUGAGCAGCAUCCUUGCCCAGGUUUGGCUUUAAUACCCAAAGUGGACGCACGACCAAUGAAUGGCGACUUAUUCCAUUAUCUCAAUAACCUUUACGAGUGGACCAACGUCGCAGCUUUAGGCCAUGACCCAACAACUGGAAGAUGGGAUAUUAUGGCUUUGGAUGGUACCAAGAGAACAUAUUCCAUUCCACGGAUUCGUCUCUUGUUUAAAGCGGAUGAUCCCGACACUUACGCUAUGCGGCUCAAGUUUGCAGUGGAGUUUCGAAAGGAAGUUGAGAAUAAUAUAAGAUUCUAUCAAUAUUUAGAUUGUCUAAUACUGCACGGACUGCCUAUACAGCCGCGGCACUUUAUGCCUAAAAUCGUGAAUCUGGUUCUCAUCCAUCGUCAGGCCAAAGAACUUCAUAAGGAUCAAUUUUUUCAACUUCAGAAAGAGGUGGAAGUUCAUUACCAAAAGAUGGAAGGGAAAAUGAGAAUAAUUAACACAAUACAGAAACAUCGAGAUAUCUAUAAGUUUAUCGAUGUUCCUACCAAAGAUUACGUGGCACCUGUACCGGACUACGGCAGAUAUCCAUGCAUCAUGGAAGAUUUUGCAGGACGUAGGAAGCACAACAUGUGGUUCUCUUUGUAUGUGAUCCGCGAAGCGAUAUCCUGCAUCCACAUGGUCGUUGAUGAGUGUCUUAAGGUGGAGACCAUGUUGUUCUUCACGGCUAACUACGGGAGGAAUGUCGACCUGGUAGAGUUUGACGCAGCGCAGCAGCAUUGUACAAGUAUGAUGUUGAAAUAUUUGAACAUAACUUGGCUGAACAACACUGCUCAUGCGAUCAGGAUGUCGUUUCGUGAUGUUGGCAAAGGUUGGUACAAUAUUUACGAGAAGAACUGGGACUUUUACGGCGUUAGCAAAUUGUCAAGACUAAUGCAACUUAUCAGGUUUCGCAUGCAGUACGCCCUCAGGUACUGCAUCGAACAGUCAAUGACUAUGUUCGUGAGUAUGUGCGAGACACCGUGCUUAUGCACCUAUGUGUGUGAAGACGACUACGAGUGGGAUCCCAGCGACCUCAUCAAUACCCCCUUCCGUUCAGUCGUGACCCUCUUCUAUUUUUACAUCCUGAUGUCUAACGAUGGUCCUUAUUAUACUACAGAGCCAGAUCAAUUUUGGAUCGUGAUCCAAAAGCUGUUUAAAGAGAUGCUGUAUCGGUGUCACUUCAUAAAACAAGUGCACCCCAUGAUCGUAACUGGCCUUGUGUUUGAUAAGGAGCUGUACCUUACGUCUGUUGGUUUCCUGGAGCCAAAUGUGGUGGACUAUUGGGAGAGGCUAAAGUUAGCCUAUAAGAAGGCGAUAAUACCUCUUAAAGCGUACAAGCGUCAGUUCGAAGAGUACAAGGAUAUUUAUAAGUUGGAUAUUGAAGCUUAUGUUGAAGAAUUUCGUACAGAGAAUCACUCUGCAUCGGAAACGAAACAAGAAAUUCAGUCUCAUUACGACGCCAAGCAGGAGCUAAUAUGGCGCCUACCCCAAUACAUUAGCAUUGGACCUUUUGCUAUCAACGUGGACACACUUAAGCAACAGUUAGUGACAAAGAGAGAGAAUAUAAUGAAGGCUCUUUUGGUGAUGUGGAGUGAGGAGGUGCGACUGGUGGUGGACGACGUUUUACAGGCUUACAAAAAUAUUAUGCGUAAAUUAGGCGAGAAACCUAACACUAUUGAGCAUGUGUUUGAGAUCAGAGAGUGGAUGGAGUCGAUACCAUUUGCUUUGAAGACGCAAGACGACAUUAUGAAGAGAGUACACACGAACUAUGAAGUCCUCGAUGCGUUUUUCUAUUCAUUGGAGAACGAAGAUUUCAGAGCGCUUUGGGAAGCUGUGGGCUGGCCUCAACAAAUAAAUAAACAGGUGGAUGAGACCACUCUAUUCCUGGAGGAGGAACAGGAGAAGUUCUGGAAGUUGCACCAACAAGAUGAACAGACUCUAUUUGAUAGGAUCGACAUUUUCACUGCUCAGUGCAUGCAACUUACCUUGCAGUCCGAUUUUUCAAGGGUUCAUGAAAUAGCUAACGACAUAAAGAAAGCGUGGAAAGGCAUGAAAGAAUCACAGGACUGGGGACGUGUCCUCAACACGCGCCAAAAACUAUUCGGACAGCCUAUUGUCCCAUUUGCUGACCUGAACAGGUUGGUGAAAGAGUUUGAGCCCUACAGGAACUUGUGGGUGACUGCAUCAGAUUUCCUAAAGUCCCGCGAAGUAUGGUUCGACAACCCCCUCAUGUAUGUAGACGCUGAUUCAAUAGAACCGUCAAUAAAUGAAUAUUACAAAACGAUCGUGAAGUGCAUCCGGACUUUCGCAGAUCUUCCUAAAGUGCAGUCCGUCGCAAAUACCAUUCGAGACGCUAUUGAUGAGUUUAGACCUUUAAUUCCUGUGCUACAAGCCGUGAGGAACCCCGGCAUGAAGGAGAGGCACUGGAACGAGUUUAUGGAGAAAUCGGGCAUAACUGUAACGAUGAACGAGAAGCAAACAUUCCAAAUGUGCCUGAAGCAAGGAGUGGCUGAGCACGGGGAGCUGAUCGCGGAGAUCGGCGAACUCGCCUCCAAAGAGUACGUCAUCGAGCAGUCCCUGGAUAAGAUGCAAGGAGAUUGGGCCACCAAGAUUAUGGAGCUCUCGCCUUAUAAGAAUACUGGUACACAUAUAAUGAAGAUAGCGGAUGAGACUCUUCAAUUAUUGGAUGAGCAUCUCCUGAUAACCCAACAGUUGGGAUUCAGCCCUUUCAAAGCGGCCUUCGAGCUGCGUAUCCAGGAGUGGGACGAUAAACUGCGGCUCACACAGAAAGUUGUCGAACAGUGGAUAGAGUGUCAGAAAGAAUGGAUGUAUCUAGAACCGAUCUUUAGUUCUGAAGAUAUAUCUCGACAGCUUCCAGCGGAGGCGAAAAAGUACAACACCAUGGAAAGAAUCUGGCGCCGGACCAUGACUGCUGCUGUAGCUUGUCCUAAGAUAAUGAUAAUCUGCCCAGAUAGUCGCCUCCUAGAUAGUUUGGUGGAGGCGCGCCACCUCCUCGACGUGGUGUACCGAGGCCUGAACUGUUACAUGGAGCUGAAGCGGCUGCGCUUCCCGCGGUUCUUCUUCCUGAGCGACGACGAGCUGCUGGAGAUCCUGUCGCAGUCGCGUAACCCUCGCGCUGUGCAGCCACAUCUCAGGAAGUGCUUCGAGAACAUAGCCAAGGUGACCUUCCAACCAGACCUGAAGAUAACUCACAUGCACUCGAGCGAGGGCGAGAUCGUGGAGCUCAAGUACCAAUUCUACCCUACGGCUAACGUGGAACAGUGGCUCCUGUUGUUAGAAGAUACUAUGAGGCACUCCAUCCGUCUCACGCUGAUCGCUGGUCUGGAAGAACUGUGGGAGAUACCACGAGAGCAGUGGGUGCUGCGUUGGCCGGGACAGGUGGUGAUCGCAGGGUCGCAGACUGCAUGGACUGCCGGCGUUGAACAUGGCAUCGAAGAGUUUCGUAUUGACCAGUUCUUCGAAGAGAUGCUGCAACAGCUGGAGAGUCUCCGCGCUUUGGUGAAGAGCGACCUGACAUACUUCCAGCGCGAAGUGUUGUGCGCUCUUAUCGUGAUAGAGGUGCACGCGCGUGACGUCACGAACACGCUCGUGGAAGAGAGCGUGCGCCACGUGUCAGACUUCCAGUGGAUCUGCCAGCUCAGAUACUACUCAAAUGUAAAGGCCAUGUACCCCCUGGAGCCUGGUGAACUGCCCGAGAUCUACCAAGAUGAGGAUCGCCUGGACACGUCGGCUUACUAUCGGCAGUUCAGUCAGAACACGUGUGACGUGCGGGCUCUUAACUCCGUGUUUACGUACCAGAACGAAUACUUGGGCAACAGCGGUCGGCUAGUGAUAACGCCACUGACAGACCGCUGCUACCUGACCCUGAUGUGCGCGAUGCACCUCAAGUUCGGAGGGGCCCCGGCCGGGCCCGCCGGGACUGGCAAGACUGAGACCACCAAGGAUUUGGCGAAGGCCCUGGCAGUACAAUGUGUUGUGUUCAAUUGUUCCGAUCAGCUGGACUUUAUGGCUAUGGGCAAAUUCUUUAAAGGUUUAGCCGCUUCUGGCGCUUGGGCUUGUUUCGACGAAUUCAACAGAAUUGAUAUUGAAGUACUCUCCGUGGUGGCACAGCAGGUGGUGACAAUCCAAAAAGCUCAGACAGCGAAACAAGAAAGAUUCAUGUUCGAAGGUGUGGACUUGCCGCUGAAGGCGUCUUGCUCUGUAUUCAUCACCAUGAACCCUGGUUAUGCAGGUCGAACAGAACUGCCGGAUAAUUUAAAGGCUCUCUUCAGACCUAUCGCCAUGAUGGUGCCAGACUAUGCGCUGAUCGCAGAAAUCUCCCUGUUCUCGUUCGGGUUUGGCGAGGCCAAGAUCCUGGCUGGAAAGAUCACCACCACCUUCAGGCUCAGUUCUGAACAGCUGUCUUCUCAGGACCACUAUGACUUCGGGAUGCGUGCCGUGAAGACGGUGAUCACGGUGGCCGGCAACCUCAUCCGUCAGAUGCCCGACGGAGACGAGAGGCAGAUCGUACUUAGGGCCCUGAGGGACGUCAACGUGCCCAAGUUCUUAGCUGACGACUUGUUGCUGUUUAAUGGAAUAAUAUCGGACUUAUUCCCACGUGUGGAAAUCCCCAUAGUGGACUACGGUAUUAUGGAGCAGUCAAUCAGAAACAUGCUCAUCAAGAGAGGCUACGAUGACCUGUAUACGUUCAUAUUCAAAGUGAUACAACUGUACGAGACGACGGUGGUGCGUCACGGGCUCAUGUUGGUCGGGCCUGCGGGCGCCGGCAAGACUAAGUGUUACGAAGUGCUCCGUGAUGCGUUAACAGCAAUCAAAGGCAAACUGGCUCCGGACGGCUUCCCAUUCACCCCGGUGCACACGUUCGUGGUGAACCCCAAGUCCAUUACCAUGGGGCAGUUGUAUGGCGAGUUCGAUAUAAACACGCAUGAGUGGACGGAUGGUAUCCUAUCGAGCUUGGUCCGAGCCGGCAUAGCUGUUGAAGACAUGGAUAAGCGCUGGUAUGUCUUUGAUGGGCCCGUUGACGCUGUGUGGAUUGAAAACAUGAAUACAGUAUUAGACGACAACAAAAAAUUAUGCUUGUCGAGCGGCGAGAUAAUGAAGCUGACUGAUCGACAACGCAUGAUCUUCGAGGUGGCGGACCUGGCCGUGGCCUCCCCCGCCACGGUGUCGCGCUGCGGCAUGGUCUACCUGGACACGCAAGUCGUGGGCCUGCCACCCUUAGUCAACGCAUGGCUCAAGAGUAGCCUUCCAGCGUUAGCAGACAACAUCCGCAAGCCUCUACCCGGCCUGAUCAAAACGUAUUUAUACCCUGCAUUGGAGUUGUUACGCGACCGUCUCACUGAGAUCGUGGUGUCCAUCGACUCUUCCCUGGUGCUGAAGUUCCUCGAACUGCUCGACUUCAGGUUGAGGCCGCUGACGGGGAAGGAUGACAAACCACCUCCUGCAGCAGCUUUCAUAGCGACAAUGCCUCGCCUAGCGCCAUUCUGGGUGGUUUGGUCAGUGAUAUGGUCGGUAGGAGCCACAUGCGACCACAACGGCCGCGCGAUAUUCUCUGACUUCAUACGUCAGAAGACCGCUGAAGCUGGCCUGAAGCCCCUUUUCCCUGCGAAGGGCAGGGUCUACGAUUAUACUCUCCACGAUGGCGGCUUCACCGACCUGACGGAGGACGGCGAGCCCGCCGCCCCCUACUGGUACAACUGGAUGGCCAAUAUGGAGGAGUACGAGGUGGACCCUGAAUGGCAGUAUGCGGAUAUUGAAGUACCAACGUUGGACAAUGUACGAAGCGCCGCGAUCCUGGGGUACAAGAUCCAGAACUGGAACCAUGUGAUAUGCGUGGGACCCACCGGCACGGGCAAGACGGUCACCAUCACAGCCAAGCUAUCGCAUGGCUUGCAUAAGAAGUAUAUAUGCGAGUUUAUAGUGUUUUCUGCUAGAACAUCCUCUAAUCAGACACAGGACGUGAUAGACAGCAAACUGGAUCGUCGCCGGCGAGGAGUGUACGGCCCCCCUCUCACUAAACGACAAGUAUUCUUUAUUGAUGAUCUGAACAUGCCCGCACUGGAGGUAUACGGAGCUCAACCACCUAUUGAAUUGCUGAGACAGUUCAUGGAUUUUUCUGGCUGGUACGACAGACAGAAUAUCGGCGAAUUCAGAACUCUGGUGGACGUGGGUAUCGUGGCGGCGAUGGGCCCGCCGGGAGGGGGGCGCAACCCCGUCACCAUGAGGCUCAUGCGCCACUUCCACUACAUCUCCUUCACUGAAAUGGAGUUCGACAGUAAGUACUUGAUCUUCAGCAUAAUCCUAAAGUCCUGGACGCGUAACAUCAGCCCGAAAGUGGUAGUGCGCGAAGCUCCGUUCCUGACGGCCUCCCUCGACAUCUUCACGCAGCUGGUGGUGGAGCUGCUGCCCACUCCCGUCAAGUCCCACUACACCUUCAACUUGAGAGACCUCAGCAAAGUCUUCCAAGGAAUGCUGAUGACGGAUCCGGGUUUAGUAGAAGACGAAAACGACGUGAUACGUCUGUGGUACCACGAGCAUCAGCGCGUGUACCAGGAUCGGCUCGUGAACGAUGAAGACCGACAGUGGUUCAAAAAUUUAUUACACAAAAAAAUCCGUACCGAUUUUGGCAAAAACCCCACCGACAUUGUGGGUGGGCGCUUGAUGCUGUUCGGUGACUUCAUGGAUAUCGGUGCUGAGGACAGGAAGUAUAUCGAGAUCACUGACAGAGAGGAGCUGGAUGAUGUACUCGGUACUUACUUAUACGAUUACAACAUAUCUACGACUGCACCGCUGGACCUGGUGCUGUUCGACGACGCCAUCGCCCACUUGUGCCGCAUAGCUCGCAUCAUGCGCCAGCCCAUGGCCAACGCACUGCUGCUGGGCAUGGGCGGCUCCGGUCGACAGUCGCUCUCCAGACUGGCAGCCCACAUGGCCGAGCUCCUCUGCAUUCAGAUCGAGAUCACGAAGACUUACGGCAACGCGGAGUGGCGCGACGACCUCAAGCAGACCAUGCUCAAAGCUGGCGCUGACAACAAGGGGGUCGUGUUCUUAUUCUCCGAUGCACAGAUUAAAAUGGAAUCGUUCCUCGAAGAUCUAAACAACAUUUUAAGCUCUGGCGACGUCCCCAACAUUUAUGAGCCUGAAGAUUUCGAUAAAAUCUAUAUGGCUGUACGUCACGCUGUGAUGGAGAUGAACCUGGCCGCUACAAAGACCAACCUGUUCUCGUGUUACCAACGAAGAGUGCGGAGUAACCUUCAUAUUGUGAUAGUUAUGAGUCCUAUCGGUGAGGUGUUCCGCGCCCGCCUCCGCCAGUUCCCGUCGUUGGUGAACUGCUGCACAAUAGAUUGGUUCAGCGAGUGGCCCAAGACGGCCCUGGAGUCAGUUGCCAAACAUUUCUUCACCGGCAUGGGAGAAUUACAAACCGUGUCUAAUGAAGUCAUCGAUGCUAUGGUGUCCGUGUGUUGCUUCGCGCACCAGAGCGUGGUGGACGCGAGCCGAAAGUUCGAGCAGCAGCUGAACCGACUCAACUACGUCACGCCUAUGUCCUACAUGGAGAUGCUGAACGCGUACUCGGAGAUGUUUAGGAAGAAGAGGAACGCCAUACUCGGAGAGUCCAACGCUCUCAGGAACGGCUUAAACAAGUUGAACCAGACAGAAGUUGAAGUAAAAGAACUGCAGAUAGAAUUGGCGGAGCUAAAACCGAUGAUGGAGAAGGCAGCCGAGGAGACCAGGAAGGUCAUUGAACAAAUCGCCAUAGACACUGCUAUAGCUGAGGAAGCUCGCGUGAAAGUAGAAAAAGAACAAGCCAUCGCUGAAGUUAUGGCUACCGAGACAACCGCCAUGGCUGAGGACGCCAUGAGAGAUCUAGAGGAGGCGAUGCCUGCCCUGCGAGCGGCAGAACAAGCUCUUCAAGAGUUGAACCGUAACGACAUAGUGGAAGUGAAGGCGAUGAAGAAACCCCCCCAGGGGGUCGUGCUGGUCAUAGAGUCGCUUUGUGUCGUCUUUGACAUCAAACCUAUCAAGGAACCUGGUGCCUCAUUCGGUGAAAAGAUUCUGAACUAUUGGAAGCCAGGGUCGAUGAUGCUCGCGGACCCGGGCGCGUUCCUCGAGUCUUUGAUGAAGUUUGACAAGAAUUCCAUCACAGAAGACAUGAUCAAGAAACUCAAGAGGUUCAUUGUUAAUCCUGACUAUGACCCCAUGAAGAUUUUGAAAGUGUCAAAAGCGUGUCAGUCGCUGUGUAUGUGGGUCCACGCCAUGUACAAGUUCUACCACGUGAACAAGGCUGUCAAGCCCAAGAAGGAAGCUCUGGCAAAGGCUCGGGCAGAACUCGCCGCUGUGGAAGCCCUAUUGGCAAACGCCAUGGCCAAGAUGCAAGCUCUGCGCGAAGGUAUUGCCAAGUUGAACGCGUACUUGGCGGAGAAGGAAGAAGAGAAGCGUAAAAUGGAGGAAGACAUUAAUCAGUGCUUGGCGAGAAUGGACCGCGCGAACCGAUUACUGAACGGUCUAUCAAGCGAGCGAGUGAGAUGGAUCAAAACCAUCAAGGACUUAGACGUGGACAUUAUCAACAUCAUCGGCGAUAUAUUACUUAGUGCGUGUGCCGUGGGAUAUAUAACACCGUUCACAGACGAGUUUAGAAGAGAACUGUUAGGAGAAUGGAUACAACAUAUAUUGGAAGUGAACGUGCCCCACACCCACGGCGCCACUCCGCUGAGUACGCUGGGUGACGCAGUGCAGAUCAGAACAUGGCAGAUGUACGGUCUCCCGCGGGACCCGAUGUCCGUGGAGUCGGCCGUGCUAAUGUCAAACUCACGUCGGUGGCCGCUUAUCAUCGACCCGCAGACGCAAGCCAACAAGUGGAUCAGAGCGAUGGGCAAAAUUGAAGGUUUAAUAGUAUGCAAGCCAAAUGAUCGCGACUUGCUCAGAAAUUUUGAGUCAGCACUGAGAUUUGGCAAACCUGUAUUGUUGGAAAACGUUGGAAAAGAAUUAGAUCCCGCUUUGGAUCCUGUACUUAAGCGUCAAUACUUUCGUCAAGCUGGACAGUUAGUGCUUAAACUCGGUGAUUCCUUGAUCCCAUAUGUUCCCGGAUUCCGCCUUUAUAUGACGACGAAGCUUCCGAACCCGAAGUACACACCAGAAACAUCGGUCAAAGUGCAGAUUGUCAAUUUUGCUUUGGUGCCAAGCGGUCUAGCGGAGCAGCUGCUGUCGAUAGUGGUGGCGCAGGAGCGGCCCGACCUGGAGGAGCUCCGCGGGCAGCUCAUCGUGUCGCGCGCGCAGAUGGCGGCGCAGCUGGCGGAGAUGCAGGCCGACAUCCUCUACGGCCUCUCCAACAGCCAGGGCUCGCCCGUCGACGACCUGCCACUCAUACUCACGCUCGAGGCCAUCAAGAUAAAGAGCGCUGAGAUAUUGAUCAAAGUCGAAGACAUUGAACGUACGACGUUAGAGAUCGAUGCUGCUCGUGAAGACUACGUGCCGGUCGCCAACCGUGGCCAGAUCCUGUUCUUCUGUCUGUCUGAUAUGGCUAAUGUGGAUCCCAUGUACCAGUAUUCGCUCGAAUGGUUUGUGAAGCUUUUCAUUCGAUCCAUGGCGGAGACCGAGCCUAAUGAGGAGAUAAUGGAGCGCGUGGAAAUAAUAAUAGAGCAUUUCACGUUCCUUCUGUACGUGAACGUCUGCCGCAGCCUGUUCGAGCGCCACAAGCUGCUGUUCGCGUUCCUGCUCUGCGCCAGGAUCCUGCUGGACAAAGGCAUCAUUAAAUUUACCGAGUUCAACUUUCUUUUAUCCGGAGGGAAAAUAGAAAAUGAAGUACCGAAUCCAGAACCGAAGUGGAUAACAGACCGCAUGUGGAUGGAGAUCCAGCAACUGAAUUGCUCUGUGCCCUCCAUGCACAAUAUGUUGAAUGAUUUUAUGGAAAAUAUUAAAUUCUACAAAACCUAUUACGAUUCGGUUAAUCCACAUAAGCUUCCAUACCCCAAAGAUUGUACGCUGGACGCAUUCCAGAAGUUACUUAUCCUAAAGUGUUUACGCCCCGACAAGCUUAUACCAGGUUUCCAGGACUACGUGGUGGUGGGGCUGGGCGCCAGGUUCGUGGAGCCGCAGCCGGCGGACCUGGCCGCGCUCUACGCCGAGUCCGACCCGCUCGCGCCCAUCAUCUUCGUGCUGUCCACCGGCACUGACCCCGCCGCUGAUUUAAUGAAAUUCGCUGACAAAAUGAAAAUGGGUAAGCGAUUCGAGAGCAUCUCCUUGGGUCAAGGUCAGGGUCCCUUAGCCGAAAACAUGAUGAAGAUCGGCUGCGAUUUCGGCAACUGGAACUGUCACCUGUCCCCGUCCUGGAUGCCGGUGCUGGAGCUGAACGUGGAGCACAUCGCUCCAGAGCUGGUACACAAAGACUUUCGCCUCUGGCUCACCUCCACGCCUUCGCCGUUCUUCCCUGUUGCUUUACUACAGAAUGGAUACAAAAUGACAGUGGAGCCCCCUAGAGGCGUAAAGGCGAACUUAUUGAAGGCAUAUAUAAACCAAGUGCCUGAUUUUACCGAUUAUUUAAAUUCUACAGAAAAUAAAGUUUUUCAGUUUAAGUGGCUAUUAUUCUCCCUCUGCCUGUUCCACGGAGUGGUCCUGGAGCGCCGCAAAUUCGGACCUUUGGGCUUCAACAUCCCCUACGAGUUCACCGACGGAGACUUGCGCAUCUGCAUCUCUCAGCUACACAUGUUCCUGAAUGAGUACACUGAAGUGCCACUGAAGAUGCUGACGUACACUGCGGGCCACAUCAACUAUGGCGGGCGAGUGACGGACGAUUGGGACCGGAGAUGUUUGCUGAACUUGCUUGCUGACUACUAUUCGUCUGCAGUUCUCAAUGAACGCUACAUUUUCGACGAAGCUGGCGCUUAUAAACAGCAACCCUCAUCCACGAACAUCGAGGGCUACCAGAAGUACAUCCGCGCCUUGCCCCUCAACGACGACCCAUCCCUGUUCGGGCUGCACGCCAACGCCAACAUCAGCUACGCCAUGUCCGAGACACAAACUUGUCUCAAGACACUUCUAAACCUGCAGCCUCAGGAAGUGUCCGGUGAAGGUGGCGCCACUAUCGAAGAGAUAAUUGAAGAAGCUGCAAGAGAAAUACUGGAUGUCAUGCCCCAACCCUUGGACGUGCAUGCCAUUAGUCUAAAGUACCCGGUCUCGUACAGGGAGUCCUUAAACACAGUACUGAUCCAAGAAGCGAUCAGAUAUAACCGACUGUUGGGCGUCAUCAAAAGCUCAUCGAGGGACUUACUGAAGGCCUUGAAAGGACUCGUUGUGCUGUCUGAGGCUUUGGAGAACAUGGGGGGCAGCCUCUCCAAGAACACUGUACCGCACAUGUGGAGUUCCAAGGCGUAUCCUUCUUUGAAGCCACUUGCGGCUUGGACCAAAGACCUUUGCCAGCGCGUCGCCUUCAUGCAGGAGUGGGCUGACAUGGGCAUCCCCAAGGUGUUCUGGAUCUCAGGGUUCUACUUCCCGCAGGCCUUCCUCACCGGAGCCCUGCAGAACUACGCCAGGAAACACGUCAUCGCUAUCGAUACAGUGGCGUAUGCCUUCGAGACACAGCUACCAGGCCCCAGGUCUAUGUUACAGCCGCUAGUGGGCGCUCCGGCGAAGAAACCCGAUGACGGGUGCUGUGUCCGCGGCCUGUACCUGGAAGGGGCGCGAUGGAACGCCACUGACCUGGUCCUGGAGGAGUGCAGACCUAAAGAGUUGUACACAGAAAUGGCUAUAAUCUACAUGAAGCCGGAGCAGGGCCACAAGCUGAAGGAGGGCCUGUACGAGUGCCCCACGUACAAGACGCUGCUGCGCGCCGGCACGCUGUCCACCACGGGCCACUCCACCAACUACGUGAUGACCAUCGAGCUGCCCACGCACAAGCCGCAGGCGCACUGGAUCAAGCGCGGCGUCGCACUCUUCUGUGCACUCAACUAUUAG
Molecule: messenger RNA, 12576 nt
Organism: Arctia plantaginis
Lineage: Eukaryota; Metazoa; Arthropoda; Insecta; Lepidoptera; Erebidae
Source: the annotation of a GenBank genome assembly